AUGCAUGAAUUAGAAUGUGAUACUUCAGAUAACGACAAUAUUGCUUUUAGUCCAGAUUCGAAGCAUAUUGCAUAUUUAAACUAUGAUAAUCACAUUGAAAUUGUUUCAACAGAUGAUUAUUCGCAAGAAAAUACAAUUAUUUGCCCGAAUACAAUUCAAAAAAUGAUUUGGUCACCAGACAGUAAGUAUUUAAUGGUACUAAUGGCUUCAUUAAACGAAAUUUCAAUUUUCUCUAUAUCAUCAAAGUAUCGUCCGAAGCAAGUUUCCCCACCAUCGUACUCCAUUUCUGGUGGAUACAUCGAAACAGAGCGUGUUUUGUGGUCUCCUACAGGAAAUAACGUUUUACUUUUUGGAAUCAAUUCAUCACAAUUGCUACUCUGGAACAUUGCACGAAAUACAUUCAAGAGACUCCCUACACCAAAAUCAUCAUUCAAAUCCGCUGUUUUUUCAAAUGAUGGUAAUUAUCUUGCAAUAUUAACAAGAGGAAAGGCCCAAGAUGUACUUGUAAUACUCGGAAAUGAUUUUACUCCUAAGAAAUCUAUCUCAUUAUCAACUAUUGAUGCGACUUCUCUCUAUUGGUCAAAAGAUAAUUCUUUUAUUGCUAUUCCUGAUUGCAAAUCCCAUUAUUUACUACAAGUUAUAGAUAUAAAUACCGAAAAUAUAUCAGAUUAUGCAGCUUAUGAAGGUUUUCUUGGCAUUGAAUGUGUUGGAAUCAGUCCAAACUCCAAAAUCAUUGCAUUAGGAAAUUAUGACAACAUGAUUCGUCUUAGAGUUUCAGCUGGACAAGGUAUCUGGAGAAAUCUUGAAGAAUUAAUCCAUCAGCCAACAAUUGUCCAUCCAGCAACAGUUUUUCAACAACAAGAAGGUGGUUUUGCAAAUAUGGACAAACCGUAUAACAUUACAAACAUUGUUGAGAAUGCUACAGGUAUUUCUAGACUUGCUUGGUCUCGGGAUAACAAGUUUAUUGCAUCAUGUCCAGAAAAAAUGCCAAACACUGUAUUUGUUUGGGAUACAGAGACCAUUACACAACAAGUAAUCGUAUUAAACUACCCUGUUGAAGAUAUUUCAUGGUCAUUAAAAUCAAAUCACCUUUUGAUUGGAACUGGAACCAACACCCUUUCUAUUUGGAGUCCAAGUGGCAUGUCUAUCAAGUAUAUUGAUGAUAAUUUCAGAUGUCAUGCAAUUAAAUGGGGUAAUAAUGAUAACUUAGUUAUUAUUGAUAAACAAUCGAAUAUGAUGCUCCCUGCUAAAUUUGUUUUGGAUUCAGAUACAAGAUAA
Messenger RNA from Trichomonas vaginalis G3, 1278 nucleotides. Its product is annotated as positive regulation of non-motile cilium assembly. Gene Ontology annotation, molecular function: protein binding. Gene Ontology annotation, cellular component: microtubule organizing center; MWP complex; mitotic spindle. Gene Ontology annotation, biological process: protein localization to mitotic spindle pole body; mitotic sister chromatid segregation; microtubule anchoring at mitotic spindle pole body. The record is from RefSeq and is a predicted model, not a curated record. The transcript has a single exon. Bases 1 to 1278 code for a protein of 425 amino acids. Lineage: Eukaryota; Parabasalia; Trichomonadida; Trichomonadidae.